This is a messenger RNA of Enhydra lutris kenyoni (northern sea otter), 1531 nucleotides long. RefSeq names its product cytokine receptor like factor 1. The record is from RefSeq and is a predicted model, not a curated record. Gene Ontology annotation, cellular component: external side of plasma membrane. NCBI's taxonomy places the organism in Eukaryota, Metazoa, Chordata, Mammalia, Carnivora, Mustelidae. Gene Ontology annotation, molecular function: cytokine receptor activity; protein binding. Gene Ontology annotation, biological process: cytokine-mediated signaling pathway.
AUGCCCGCCGGCCGCCCGGGCCCCGCCCAAUCCGCGCGGCGGCCGCCGCCGCUGCUGCCCUUACUGCUACUCUGCGUCCUCGGGGCUCCGAGAGCCGGAUCAGGAGCCCACAUGGCUGUCAUCAGCCCCCAGGACCCCACGCUCCUCAUCGGCUCCUCCCUGCAGGCCACAUGCUCAGUGCAUGGGGACCCGCCAGGCGCCACUGCCGAGGGCCUCUACUGGACCCUCAACGGACGCCGCCUAGCCCCCGAGCUCUCCCGUGUGCUCAACACCUCCACCCUGGCCCUCGCCCUGGCCAACCUCAACGGAUCCAGGCAGCAGUCUGGUGACAACCUCGUGUGUCAUGCUCGUGACGGCAGCAUCCUGGCAGGUUCCUGCCUCUAUGUUGGCUUGCCCCCAGAGAAACCCUUCAACAUCAGUUGCUGGUCCAAGAACAUGAAGGACCUGACAUGCCGCUGGACGCCGGGGGCCCACGGGGAAACCUUCCUCCACACCAACUACUCCCUCAAGUACAAGCUGAGGUGGUACGGGCAGGACAACACGUGUGAGGAGUACCACACGGUGGGACCUCAUUCCUGUCAUAUCCCCAAGGACCUGGCUCUCUUUACCCCCUAUGAGAUCUGGGUAGAGGCCACCAACCGGCUGGGCUCGGCCCGCUCCGAUGUGCUCACGCUGGACAUCCUGGAUGUGGUGACCACUGAUCCCCCACCCGAUGUGCACGUGAGCCGUGUCGGGGGCCUGGAGGACCAGCUGAGUGUGCGCUGGGUUUCCCCACCAGCCCUCAAGGACUUCCUCUUCCAAGCCAAGUACCAAAUCCGCUACCGAGUAGAGGACAGCGUGGAUUGGAAGGUGGUGGACGAUGUCAGCAACCAGACCUCGUGCCGCCUGGCCGGCCUGAAGCCAGGCACAGUCUACUUCGUGCAGGUGCGUUGCAAUCCCUUCGGGAUCUACGGCUCCAAGAAGGCAGGGAUCUGGAGUGAGUGGAGCCACCCCACGGCCGCCUCCACCCCUCGUAGUGAGCGCCCGGGCCCGGGCGGCGGGGCGUGCGAGCCGAGGGGCGGCGAGCCGAGCUCGGGGCCGGUGCGGCGCGAGCUCAAGCAGUUCCUGGGCUGGCUCAAGAAGCACGCCUACUGCUCGAACCUGAGCUUCCGCCUCUACGACCAGUGGCGAGCCUGGAUGCAGAAGACACACAAGACCCGCAACCAGGACGAGGGGAUCCUGCCCUCGGGCAGACGGGGCACGACGAGAGGUCCUGCCAGAUAAGCUCUAGGGACUGGGGCCACCCUCCCUGCUGCAUGGAGACCCGGGGGCCGCACCCAGACUGGGGGCUAACUCUGUACCCUCGCCUCAGGGCACCCAAGCACCCUCGGCAGGAGCUGGGGUGGAUAUUCUGAGGGUAACAACAUCUUUGGUCUCCAUGUGAGGCCACUCUUGGGUGCAACUCCAGUGGGUGUGUGUAUGAGGGUUGGCUAAGCUGCCCAGACCCCUCCCAGGGCUGGGGGUGAAGAGGGGUCAUUGCUCCCCCCACCCC